AUGACCCAUUUCAAGAUUUUUUGCGUCACUUUGAGCCUGAUUGCAUUGGUUCACUGUGAGCCGCCAGUGCAAGGAUACCACUAUGAACCAAACAACUAUCAUUCGAAUACAUUUAACACGCCUAGUAGCAGUUAUUUGCCAUCGAAAACAAGUUUAAAUUUACCCAGCAGUUACCUGCCGCCGAACUCUUUCACUGGAAAUGGUCACAAUUAUGACCAUAGGCAGAGUAAUAAUCAUAAUUAUGACAAUCACCAUAGCCACCAUCAUGGAAAUGAGAAUGAAGUGCCGAAGUCUUAUGAGUUUGGUUAUUCAGUGAAGGAUGCUAAGUCUGGUAAUGAUUACGAUCGUCGAGAGAUGUCGGAUGGCAAUGUAGUGCAAGGUGAAUAUAGAGUGCAGCUGCCAGACGGACGAACACAAAUCGUGACUUAUCACGCGGACUGGCAGACUGGUUUUCAUGCGAAUGUAAGGUAUGAAGGAAAGGCAAGUUAUCCUGAACCCAGCAAUCAAGGUUAUAACUACAACACACCGGAUUAUUCCGGCUCAUUAACCGGUUUUCAAGGUAAUUCCGGCUAUAAGCCCGUGUACGGACCUCCUGGAUAUCAUUGAACUGAUUUUGAUAAGGUUUUCAGUGGCAGUGGGUAUUUUAAUCCACUGUUAAAUUAAUUA
This is a messenger RNA of Vanessa atalanta (red admiral), 666 nucleotides long. Its product is annotated as pro-resilin-like. The coding region runs from base 1 to 606 and encodes 201 amino acids. Lineage: Eukaryota; Metazoa; Arthropoda; Insecta; Lepidoptera; Nymphalidae. The record is from RefSeq and is a predicted model, not a curated record. The transcript is spliced from 6 exons. Gene Ontology annotation, cellular component: extracellular matrix.